Acipenser ruthenus (sterlet) is the source of this 1682-nucleotide messenger RNA. RefSeq lists its product as uncharacterized. The transcript is spliced from 5 exons. The record is from RefSeq and is a predicted model, not a curated record. NCBI's taxonomy places the organism in Eukaryota, Metazoa, Chordata, Actinopteri, Acipenseriformes, Acipenseridae. The coding region runs from base 132 to 782 and encodes 216 amino acids.
UUUUGAACCAAUAGGGACGCGGGGAGGACAGGAUGGCGUGGCACAUGCGUUUGUAACACACGCGGGUUACAGGAGUAGUAGGAAGUGAGUGUCCUGGUUUGUAGGAACCCGCAGCAUCUGUUGUCGCCACAAUGACGAAGAGUAAAAUAACCAAACCCGAAUCCGAGAGCGUGGAAAUCAAGCGCAAAACAAAGCAAAAGACUAAGAAGAGAGUCGCGGAGGAAAUGGAGCAGAAGCCGUGUGAGGAGAAGGAAGAGGGUGAGCCUGAACGAAGGAAGAAGAAAAAGAAGAGCAAGGUCAAGGAGCCAGAAGAGGUCCUCCCUGAGGUACAGGGAGAAGAGGAGGAGGAGGAGGAUGAAGAGGGCUUAACGCCGGAGGAGAGGAGGAUUCUGGAACGAAAGAUCAAGAAGGAGCGUAAGAAGGAGGAGAAGCAGCAGAUGAAGGAAGCUGGGGUCAGCGCUCAGGAGACGGAGCCUGUGAAGCCGUCCGGGUCGCAGAUGGCCCAGGACUAUCUGACCUGCUGGUCCAAAAACCGCAAAGAUUGGAGUUUUAAAAAGACAAGACAGACCUGGCUUCUGAAGCACAUGUUUGACAGUGAAAAGGUUCCUGAUGAGUUAUUCGAUGUGCUGCUGGAGUAUCUGGAUGGGCUGAAGGGUGGCGCUCGCGAGACCACGGUGAAGGCGGCAGAGUCCGUCAUCAGAGACUGCGAGGAUUCGGAAGACAGCGCUGCUGCGGUGAAGGCAGGACGAGCCAGAGAGGUCAUCCAGCUCCUCUCCUCCUAAACCUGCCUGCUUCCGAACAGCCUGGCAUGGGAGAGAGAGACUGGGCAUGGAGGUGGAGACCGCAGCUGGAGAGGUCUGGAUUGGUUCAUCUGUCUGCCAGGUUUGCAGGGACGUUAUCAUCCUGCAAAGCGUAGAGUAGAAGCACAGCACACUUUUAAAAGCUGGAAUGAAGCAUGUGCCCAAAGCAGUGAAUUGCUUUUGCAAGAAUUCCCCGCAAACACAGCCAAACAGAUGAACCAAUCAGGGACGACAGCAAACUCCCUGGACGCUAGCUUAAAUUAAUCAAUAGGCCUGUAAUAUCACUGUUCAUUUGUUUUGUAUCUGUGAAUGUCCUGUAUCAGAAUAGGUGUUCAGUGAAGUCGCUAGCCUGGGACUCCUGCCAGGGUGCUGUAUAUUAGGCACCUGCAACGCAGAAGAGUAUCCUAGGCUCGUCAGUAUUCCGCCCCUUCCCGUCACCCAGUAGGAAUCCUGGGUAUUCCCACUUCUCUCGUCAUUCUCCAGAUGUGCUGCUGUUUAUUAGCAUACAGUUGUGCAAUAUCCUGGAAUUCUGGUGUUCUGGACAGGCCUGUCUGUAAAUUGUGUAAGCAGCAGAUUCCUUUAGGAAUGAAACAGUUAGGAGAAACUCUCCACCUGCCAACAGCAGAUUUAUGUCCCUGAUAACCUGUCUCUCUCUGUCUUUCUCGUACAUCAGCAAUGUAAUCCAAGGUAUAUAAAACUUUUUUUUUUUUUUAAUGAUACUGGCUGAUGGUCCUUUUGCAGCAUUUGACCUGUUUUGUUUUAAUAAGUGCAGAGAAUGUAUUUUAUUAAUGUCAGACGAGUUUUCUUUGUUUUUAGUUUUCUGUACAUGUUUGUUAUAGUUCUUCUGUCUUGCCAAAAUCCCAUUAAAGCUGAUGUCACAUA